AUGGAGGGGCUGCCUCUGUCGUACGUCCGACCGUUUAUGCAAAUCCGCUCCCGAAUAUGGACACGGAGGAAUGAAAUAUGGUGGAGGAGGCGAACAUGGAGGACCGAGGACCGUGAAUCCGCCGCUGUGCUGUUUCUGGGGCUAGUGAAGAAAAGUGGAUGGAACUCCGGAGGGACUUUAACUACGGACCAAGCUCGGUGGAAACUUUUCUAUUUACGUGUCCGUUGUUUGGGCCGACAAGUGCGUCGAAGUAGUUUGUUGUAAUGCAGUGAAGACAGACUUUUCGGGGGGAUAAAACGCAGGGCAGGGGGCUCCAGCCCUCUCACCAUCCCGACGCUAUGCCGUGGGUCAGCGGCGGUAAGCGGAGAGAGAGCUCGGAGCUGCCGCUGCCCGCGGGCUGGGAGGAAGCCCGGGAUUACGACGGAAGAGUGUUUUUUAUCGACCACAACACCCGGCAAACUUCAUGGAUAGACCCCAGAGAUAGGAUCACAAAACCGCUGACGUUUGCUGACUGUGUUGGAGAUGAGCUGCCUCUCGGGUGGGAGGAAGUUUAUGACCAGCAAGUGGGGGUCUACUACAUCGACCACAUCAACAAGACCACCCAGAUUGAGAACCCACGGACUCAGUGGCGGCAGGAGCAGGAGCGCAUGCUGAAGGAGUACCUCGUGGUGGCCCAGGAGGCCCUCGAAGCUAAGAAGGAGAUGUACCUGAUCAAGCAGCAGCGUCUGGAGCUGGCUCAGCAGGAAAUGUUGCUCUUUCGUGAGCUCUCUGAGGAUAACCGCUCCCUCACCAGCACACUCUCCAGCUCGUCAUCAAACGCGAAAUACGACCCUGACCAAAUAAAAGUGGAAAUAGCUUGUAGACGAGAGCGGCUCUCCAGGCUGAAGCAGGAGCUGGCCCAGGUGAAGCAGGAGCUGCAAUAUAAGGAAAUGGGUGUGGAGACCCUACAGGAGAUCGACAGGAAGAUGUCCAGCAGUCAGACUAACUACAAGCUGGACGAGGCUCAAGCUAUCUUCAAUGAGCUGCGCAGCAUCAAAAAGGCCAUCAGCACAGGCGAAAAGGAAAGGCAGGACCUCAUCCAGAGCCUGGUGAAACUGACGGUGAACUUCCAAAGCAGCUUGUCCAUCAGCGACUCGGCCAGCGAGGUGGCAAAUAGCACUGGAACCGCGGGUGACUCGUGUGUACUGCAGCAGUACUGUGACACUGGCUGUCAGACUGAUUUAAUGGGAGAGUAUGGUUCCCAAGAUUCCUCACAUUUGGUGGACAAAGUGAAACUCAACUGGCAGUAUGAGGAAGCCAAGAAAAAGGUGCAGAGCAUACAGCACCAGCUAGCACAGCUGGACAGUGAGAGCUGGUCUGGACGGGCCGAGGCGGACCGAGACCGGGACUUCAUGCAGCUCCUGCGUGAGAAAGAGGCACUCCUGCAGGAGAUCAUCUUGGUCAGCAAGCAGCAGCACUCACCGGAGACGCUGCUGCAGCUGGAGGAGGAGCGCAGACGGUUAGAGGAGGAGGUGCAGAGGGCCCACAGCUCCCAGAGCCAGGGAGCCAAUCAGAGGAUCCUGCAGCAGGAGAAGAGGAACGCUCUGCUCCGACAACUGGAGGAGGCAACACGCAUCACCACCUACCUUCACUCCCAGUUGAAGAGCCUCUCGGCCAGCUCUUUGACAGUAUCGUCCAGCAGCAGCCGUGGCUCUCUGGCCUCCAGUCGGGGCUCGCUGGCGUCCAGUCGAGGCUCCCUGAGCUCCAUUAGUUUCAGCGACAUCUACGGCCUUCCCCAGUACGAUCGGCACGACGGGGCAGGAGAGCCGCUAGACUCCCACCUACGCUACCUGCUGCCCCCAGAGACUGUGUCCAGAGACUGUUCCAUUUUCACUCCCGACCCCCUGACCCAAAGCAAAGCCAAACGCUCCCACGACACCCCACAGUCCCUGGCCUCCCUCUCAUCCCGCUCUUCGCUGUCCUCUCUGUCCCCGCCCAGCUCUCCCAUGGAUACCCCCUACCACUCUGCCCCUCAAGACUGCCCCCUCACCCAGAUGACAGAGGAGUACAUGGAGCAGGCAGGUCGUGGCCUGUUAGAGGGGCUCCGGGCCCAGUCGCAAACUCUGUCACACACCGCCAUGUUGAGCAGCGAGGACACAAUCGGCCCUGCAGCUGUGCACCAACUGGACAACAAGAGUCACCGAGACAGCAGUGCACAGGGCGCUUUCACCUCCUCAGGAGUCACUCUGAGGGGAAAUAGUGCCAACAGAAGUGGAAGAAGAGCCAGGAGAGUUUCUGCAGGUGUGUCUGAGGACGCCCUGGCAACAGACAGCGGUGUCUUUGAAGCCUGGGGCAGAAGGGCUGAAGAGGCUGAGGAGAUGUCUUACAUCAAAGAGCUGACAUCUGUGAGCGAGCCCACCCAGAUCCAGCUCGGACUGCUGUGGGAGUCCAGUUCUCAGUCUCUCCGACUGCAUCUGUUACAGCUGAGGAAUCUGAACAGGUCCAUAGUGAGAGAUGGUUAUAAAGUGUAUGUGAAGGUGCAUUUGAUUCCACUGGACGCCGGCAGAGCCUGUGCGUUUUACUGUUGUACCGCGUUGGAACCACAGUCCCAGAUGAGUUUCAACGAAGGCUUCCGCAUUCCUGUCCCUGCAAACGCCCUGGCGGUGUGUGCUCUGCAGCUGUCUGUCUGCUCCCUGGGACCUCAGGCUCAGGAGGAAUUACUGGGUAAAGCCCAGGUGAGUCUGGCAGAUUGUGAAGGAAGCGCAGAGAUGGUUUACCACUCGCUCCAAGUCCAGAUGUUGAGCGGGACGGAGCUGCCAAGGCCUGAACAGAAGAACCUGAGCCACCGCAGACAGCACGAUGGUCAGGAAGAAGAGCAAAGGCCCAGACCCAUGGACACUGUAUGCACUCUGCUGUCACGCACCAACACCACCACACAUCUGGAGGAGAGGGAUGCUGAGAAGAAGAGUGAGGAGCCAGGGGAAGCAACAUCUGAGAGGAGCUGGCAGGCAGAGUCCGUGGACAGCGGCUGCAGCAACAGCACAGCAUUCCCAGCUCUGUGCUCCGAAGGCCUAUGUGCAGAGGGCGUCUGCAUCACCACUGGAGGGCGCUGUGAACAGACCACCAGCAAACUGUGUGCAGUGAAGGUGGAGAAGGCGACCAUGACAGAAGGUCCGUUCCCAGAGCCAGUACGAGUCCGGCCCAAGGAGAGGGGAGCGCGCUGGGGUCAUGCUUCGCCAUUCAUGAGAGGCAGCACCAUAGUUCGCUCUCAGACCUUCUCUCCUGGUGCUCGCAGUCAGUACGUCUGCAGGUUAUAUCGAAGUGACAGCGACAGCUCGACUUUACCAAAGAAAUCCCCUUUUGUGAGAAACACAGUGGAGAGAAGAACAUUACGCUAUAAGCAGCAGUCGUACCGCUCCUCCUUGGUUGAGCAGCCGACACGUACAUCUCUGGACCUGGAGCUGGAUCUCCAGGCCUGCAGGACACGUCAGAGGCAGCUGAUGGAGGAGCUGAGCGCCCUGAGGGAGCUGAAGCUGCGUCUGGAGGAGCCUCAGGCCAGGGAGGCCACGGAGCUCCCCCACUGGGCCCUGAGGGAUGAGCGCUUCCGCUGUCUGCUCAGAGAGGCCCAGAGACAGGCGAGCCAAAGCAAACAGGAGCAGCGGCAGGAGGAGGCGGCGGAGAGGAGGCUGAGGAAGGCCUCCAAAGAGGUUCUGCAGAUGAGAGGGCAGAGCCAGAAGGAGCCCCUGCCCGUGCAGACAUUCAGAGAGAAGAUGGCUUUUUUCACAAGACCAAGGUUCAACAUACCUCCUUUGCCAGCUGAUGAUGUAUGAGUGCUUGUUUCUGUAUUAUGUGACUAAACAUGAAGUAUUUGUCGAAUUUUCUGAGCUCAUGAAGUACAAAGACCUUUUCAGUCGAGGACACAUGGGUGACACACAGAUGAUGAAGAUAAGAAGGUUUCACAUUUUGAGAAGUGUUUGUGCGGCUAUACUAGAACACCUUAGACACAGUUAUUUGAUGACAGCGUGGCUGUUCAUUUCCUUUUUGGGGAAAGCGCCUUUCAUAACAAAACAGUAUCUCUUUACUUCUGUUGUUUGUGCUUAAAAAAGGCUGGAAGACGGGAACAAAAGUCGGUUUGGACAUAAUUCACUGUACUGUAACUUAUUUUAUAGUACUUUUCCUUGAAGGAAAUUAAAAACGCUUCCUGCUUUUUAAGUGUAUUUUGUAGCUUUGAACAAAUAGCACUUCAGUGUUUUUACAUACAGUAAAAUGGAACUAUUGUCUGAUUUUUGUUUCUGUUACCUAAUUCUUAAGAGUUAUUUACAUAAAAUGUCACUUUGUAAUCCACUUUUAUUACAAAUGUCAAUGUCUUUUGUUAUGUUAUUAAAAUUAAUAUUAUUUCAUAUACUUUUCAAUAUAUGGAUGAAUAUAUGAGACACUGUUUUCAGAUUUUUUUUAUGAUGUCUGUAUGAACAUCUGCAGUGUUACCUCUUGUGAAGAUAAAACCAUUAAACCAUAUCUCGACACUUGGUAUCAGUCACAUGUGCGACAGCGGGGAGUAAAACCUGGCAGGUUUAAUGACUGACCUCUCCUGGGACGAAGAACUCUUUCUGUGCCACUCGCACAAACCUUUUCUUAAACUGUGUCACAGCACGACACGUGAUUUGUUUGGAACCACAGGCGGGUUUUGCUGACCCACUUGAGUGUAAACCUGCCGAUUGUGAAGAGGCCCUACACCGGGGAGGCAGCUUUGUCAGCUAGUUCACUUUGUACGACAUCCUGUUAGAGCCUUUCCACAUAAGCCACUAGAAGCUGAGGAGCAGAAAAAUGUCACUACUGUGACUCUACUUCUCUGCUCUCUGUCUGCAUUAAAAUGAGUGAGUUUGGAGACGUAAACACAAUAGGCUCUAGGCUUUGUGAAAAUAGCAGAGCACACCUAAAUGUUCAUAUUCUUGUGGCUCAUUCCCAACAGAAAAAUGCAGCUUGCUAUUUAAAAAAUGCCCACAAGGCCCUGCAGGUAAACCAGUCCUAGGCCUGUGCUUGUCUGACUUUACUCAUAAAUGGUAAUUUAUGCAUUUCCCAGAGGAGACAUUAGUGUAGGUCCAACUUUUGGACUGUCAGACUUGUACUGGUGUACUUUUAAUCAAAUUAAGUCAUCAGUUUUAGAAUCAAAACCAAUGAAAACCCUUUUUUCUGAAUUAAGGCUAAACUUCACAUUACU
Messenger RNA from Sphaeramia orbicularis (orbiculate cardinalfish), 5197 nucleotides. It is a transcript of the gene wwc3, whose product is annotated as WWC family member 3. Gene Ontology annotation, cellular component: cytoplasm. Gene Ontology annotation, biological process: negative regulation of organ growth; regulation of DNA-templated transcription; regulation of hippo signaling. The transcript has 23 exons. Gene Ontology annotation, molecular function: kinase binding; molecular adaptor activity. The record is from RefSeq and is a predicted model, not a curated record. Lineage: Eukaryota; Metazoa; Chordata; Actinopteri; Kurtiformes; Apogonidae. Bases 339 to 3809 code for a protein of 1156 amino acids.